This is a messenger RNA of Prunus avium (sweet cherry), 1328 nucleotides long. RefSeq names its product GDSL esterase/lipase At1g29670-like. The record is from RefSeq and is a predicted model, not a curated record. Gene Ontology annotation, molecular function: hydrolase activity, acting on ester bonds. Lineage: Eukaryota; Viridiplantae; Streptophyta; Magnoliopsida; Rosales; Rosaceae.
UCCUUCCCCUUUCAGUGUUAUAAUUUCCAUAAUGGCAAAAGUGCCAACAACAAUAUUGUUCAUGAUGGUCGUCGUUUUGGUGGAUCCAAUUCAUGGAGCACCACAACUUCCUUGUUUUUUCAUUUUUGGUGAUUCAUUGGCCGAUAAUGGCAAUAAUAACAACCUCCUCACCACAGCCAGAGUGAACUACCAGCCCUACGGGAUUGAUUUUCUCACUGGACCAACCGGAAGGUUUUGCAACGGCCGGACCACCGUUGACAUAUUAGCUCAACUUCUGGGUUUUGAGAAUCUCAUCCCACCAUUUGCAACUAGCAAUAAGGGUCCAGACAUUUUAAAAGGUCUAAAUUAUGCAUCUGGCGCUGCAGGAAUUCGAGUCGAAACUGGCUCCCAAUUGGGUGGUCAUAUCAGCUUAGAUCAGCAAUUACUUAAUCACCAAGUUACAGCCAUACGCAUUGCUUCUAUACUGGGAAGUAACCAAUCAGCUUUGCAGUAUUUAAACAAAUGCUUAUAUUCAGUUGGAAUGGGAAACAAUGAUUACAUUAACAAUUACUUCAAGCCUCAAUUUUAUCCCACCAGUCGCAUAUACACCCUUGAACAAUACACCACACUUCUUAUUGAACAAUAUUCUCGCCAAAUAAUGACUUUGAACAACAAGUAUGGAGCAAGGAAGGUGGCCUUGGUUGGGCUGGGACUUAUAGGCUGCACCCCAAAUGCGAUUUCAACAUUUGGAACGAAUGGGUCUGCAUGUGUUGAUAAAUUGAACAGUGCAGCCCAAAUGUUUAACCAAAAGCUUGUAUCUUUGGUCGAUCAGCUCAACGCCAAUCUGAGAGAUGCAAAAUUCAUCUAUGUCAACAGCUUUGGGAUGGGGUCGGGCGACCCUGCAGCUGCUGGAUUUAAGGUUGUGAAUGUUGGGUGCUGCCCAGUGAACAAUAUUGGUCAAUGUGCUGCUGGCCAAACUCCAUGCCAAAAUAGGAGUGAGUAUGUGUUUUGGGACGGAUUUCACCCCACUGAGGCCAUGAACCAGAUCACUGCAAUAAGAACAUACACUGCUUUUGAUCCGUCCGAUACUUACCCAACGGAUAUCAGUCACCUCGUUCAGCUUAGGUUAUAAUCAUGGAGCUCUUAUGAGAAGUCAUGCAAAUCUGAAUCUUCAUUCCUCUAUUGUAAUACAAUAAAAAAUGUGAUUCUUCACUUCAUUUGUAGGAAUCUUUAUAUGUUGUGCAGCGCCCGGCGCCGUUUGCUUUCAUAACAUUUUUUAGCCUCAGUUGGUUUGGAAUAACAACUUCCAUAAUGUAUUAAUCCAAAUUGAAUUUGGUUAUGAAUUGUAG